CGAUGGGGAGCACGGAAAGCUGUGAGAGCCGCAGGGUUUCCUUCGGAAUGGACGAAGAGGAGCGGGUCCGGGUGCUGCAGGGCAUCCGGCUGUCUGAAAAUGUGGUUAACCGCAUGAAGGACCCGAGCCAGCCUUCUGAAGUGCAGCGGCCCUCCCCUCCACCGGCGGCUUCUCUCCCUUCCUCAUUUGGCCCUCAAGAAGGCAACUCGAAAGCCCCUCAGAAAGAAUCCAAACUGUCCCAGUUGGAGAACAAUGGCAGCCAGCAUCUCUCAGGGACAAAGGAGGAUCCCAAGAGGUACAAACAGGAGCAUGUCACAGUCCAGGAUGAACUGUUGCAAGUGGCCAAGAGGGAAAGAGAAUCUGCCACCAAGCACUCAAAGGCAUCUGUGCCUCACGGGGAGGGCAGCUUCGAGCCUGAGAAGCAGCAGUCGGCUCAUUUGGCCAGGGAGCUGGAGAGCCGAGAAGCAGAGCUAAGACGCCGGGAUGCCGUCUGCAAGGAGCAGCUGGGGCGCAUUGAGAGGAAGAAUGCUGAGAUGUAUAAACUGUCUUCACAGCAAUUCCACGAGGCAGCUUCAAAAAUGGAGAGCACAAUAAAGCCGCGCAAGGUGGAGCCAGUGUGCUCGGGCCUACAGGCCCAGAUCCUCCGCUGCUACCGAGACCACCUGCAUGAGGUACUGCUGUGCUCAGACCUGGUCAAGGCAUACCAGCACUGUGUGAGUGCUGCCCGCAAGGGCUGAGGAGCAGCCACCAUGCCUGGCCCUGGCAGUGCUUGGAGCCCUGAAGAAAGGACCAAUCAUGGGGCCACAGUCCACAGAGGCCUAGGCCCCUGUGCCCUGCCAUCUCCUGCUGGGCACCUACUAUGCCUCUGAGUUGGAGCUGCCGUGCACUUG
Molecule: messenger RNA, 890 nt
Organism: Otolemur garnettii (small-eared galago)
Lineage: Eukaryota; Metazoa; Chordata; Mammalia; Primates; Galagidae
Gene: CHCHD6
Product: coiled-coil-helix-coiled-coil-helix domain containing 6
Exons: 8
Coding region: 3-737 (244 amino acids)
Biological process (GO): cristae formation; DNA damage response
Cellular component (GO): MICOS complex; mitochondrion
Source: RefSeq, a predicted model, not a curated record